CUGUCUUGUCACACGUGUCCGUCACGAUUGACGUAACUUACGGUCGCCAUGACAACCGCUAAACAAUGUUUAAGGCGCCCCUAAAAUCGACCUAAAUCAACGUUGUGAUUCUCAACAAGCGUCUCACAUUUAAUUAAUAUCGCAUGUGAACACAUGUGAAUGUGAAGUGACUGCCUAUAGAAUCCCGAGCCAAUGCCGACGUAACACGAGACAGAUCAGCUGAUCCUUUACCGCGACGAUUAUCGUUGGGUAAUUACCCACUCAGCCUUUCGAGAAAGUGGUUUUCACCUUGUUCUCCGCCCACGCGAGUAUUGUCAGAAUCAAUCAUUAGAAAUGCGUUGAAACUGGCCGAACGAAAACGGUGGAAGACGCGAAUCCGAUCGAAAAUCGUUUAUGGAAAUGUCAUAUCAAGAAAAAGAGAGAGAAAUGAGCACACAGAACGAUGUGAAAUCAGUAUUAUCCAGUGCAACCAAUGAUGAAGCUUCAACGAGAAGUGCAAUAUUAACCGUUGGACUCAUCUUCAUAGUUUCAUUGACUGCAUUGUCUUAUGUAUACAUGAGCUUUCCAGAAUUAGAAGAAAAUGAAAAACAAUACAUGAAACUGCCAUUUCAUAUAGAAGAUGCCAAGAAUCUAGGAAAGUUAUUAGAACGAUAUAAGGACCUAUAUUAUUUCCAAGUACUGGCUGGACUGUUCAUCACUUACAUCUUCUUACAAACAUUUGCCAUUCCCGGCUCUAUCUUUCUCUCAAUCCUAUCAGGAUUUCUGUUUCGCUUCUCAAUUGCAUUGCUACUCGUGUGCACGUGCAGCGCGAUUGGUGCCACCCUAUGCUAUCUGCUGUCUUCUUUACUGGGCAGACGAUUAGUGUACCGAUAUUUUCCGGAUAAAGCGAAAGCGUGGACCAUCGUUGUGAACAAACAUCGCCAUAAUCUGCUGAAUUACAUGCUGUUUCUAAGAAUGACGCCAUUGCUGCCGAAUUGGUUCAUCAAUUUGGCCAGUCCGGUGAUUGGCGUGCCAAUGAUACCGUUCACCAUUGGUACCUUCUUCGGCGUCGCGCCGCCCUCAUUCGUCGCUAUACAAGCAGGUCAAACUUUACACAAACUCACAUCAUCGAGCGACGCAUGGUCGUGGUAUAGUAUAAUUAUUCUGUGUGUGUUCGCGCUGCUCUCUCUAGUACCUGUGCUAUAUAAGAAGAAGCUCAAGGAGAAGUUUGAGUAAGAGCUACAUCGAUGAUGCUCUUAUAAGGAGACAUUCCGACAUUAUACAAAAAGACAGAAGCAUUUUGAUUGCGUUUGUCAAGAUGGAUCAAACCAUCUCCAUUAUUAGAGAUUCUUAAAGAAUCUAAAAAAAUUAUAAGAGAUGCGAGUAAUGUUGAGACAAUGAUCAAUUAGAAUGUCUUCUCAUAUCAUGUAAUGCAAAUAGCAUUUGACACAUUGCAAAUAAAGUCAUUAGCAUACAUUUGGA
Messenger RNA from Camponotus floridanus (Florida carpenter ant), 1461 nucleotides. It is a transcript of the gene stas, whose product is annotated as transmembrane protein 41 homolog. Bases 394 to 1215 code for a protein of 273 amino acids. Gene Ontology annotation, cellular component: endoplasmic reticulum membrane. Lineage: Eukaryota; Metazoa; Arthropoda; Insecta; Hymenoptera; Formicidae. The transcript has 4 exons. The record is from RefSeq and is a predicted model, not a curated record.